Messenger RNA from Eruca vesicaria subsp. sativa (arugula), 891 nucleotides. The record is from the annotation of a GenBank genome assembly. NCBI's taxonomy places the organism in Eukaryota, Viridiplantae, Streptophyta, Magnoliopsida, Brassicales, Brassicaceae.
AUGGAUCCGUCUGCGAUGAACAUGGACGGAAGCAACGGCCUCGCGUGUUUGACGAAGAUCGAAGAGGAAGCCAAGGAGACGACGAUCACUCCCUUGUUUGCGAUUAAGAAGGAUCUGGUGGUGGAUAUGACCAACUUUGAUAAUCAGAAUAUUGAGCCGCGGCUGAGUGAGGCAGAUGUGGCUCCUGGGAAGGAGAUUUUGCAGAGGAAUGUUGCUGGUGUUUGUAUAAUGAGCAAUGCAUGGAAAGAUGAGCAAGACCCUUCUCUGAUCAGUUUUAUAUCCGCCUUUCUCAGCUCAAACUCUUUCAGGCUUAACUUUGUCUCCAUCUCCCCUGAUCUCAUCUUUAAUUGUGGAGGCGUGUCUAUUGCUUUUGUUUUUGUGACAAAGUGGGAUGAUUGUUGCAAUGUUGGCUCCUUCUUCAACAGAGUCAAGAAGCUGAAAACGCAAUUUGCGCGACUUUACGUUGUUGCCACACUUUCAACUAAAGAACAGAAUGAUUCUUUCAUGCGGUCUUACUUCCAUUAUGAGAUGGAGUUUGGGAGACCUGCGUUUGUACCAGUCACUGAUGCUGAGAUGGGAUUUGAGAAGAUUGUUAAGAUUGCUCACUCUCGUGGGGUUUGCAAGCAACAGAAGGUGGCGUCUAAGCUCAAGGUUGAGAGAAAGCGAACUGUCCAGGACACAGACACGUUCAUCAGAGUUCUCACAUCCAUACCCAACAUCAACAAACAUGAUGCAAACUCGCUAUACCUAACUAUUGGUUCAAUAGAAGCAACCGCUAAGACAUCUAAAGAAGACAUAUUUGCAAACACGGAUCUCUCUUCCGACAAGGCUGAGAUGCUCACCAAGUUUUUCCAAGAUCCCGAGUUCUACCUCAGUCCCAAAUUCAACUGA